CUAAAGCAACAGUUGCGAUCCAGUCGUCGCGGAGUGAGUGUGUUUCGCAUUUUUAAUUCUAGUUAUGUAAAAAAAUAGUGAUUUAAAUGAUUAAAAUUGUGAUUUAUUUUAUUAGUUUAUAUUGUUUAAAGAAUAUUUCUUCGUUAAAAUGGACAACGCAUCAGUAUCAAAGGGCGUUUUUGUACAUAAAGGUGCAUAUAAAAUUGGAAAUAAAAAAACAAAAUUUGAACAACCAGAUUAUAUAAAUGAACCAUGGCACCUUACUUAUAAAGAAACGUGGGAUGGCAUUCAAAAUGCCAUGGAGGACGUAAGAUUAAGUAUGUUCCAAGAAAUUUUAAAUAAUUUAGAAUCUUUUGUUAGUAAAGUCAAAGAUAAACCAAUAGAACAACUUGAUGAAAUACAGGCGGCUAUUGUGUUAGCAGGAGUUAAUGUCUCUGAUCAUAAAGAAAUGUUUCAAAGAAUAGUUUCUAAGUUAGAAGUGAAAACAAAGCAUAUAGCAGUUCUAUGGAGCAGAGAUUCAAAUAAUAUAAAAGAUAUUACAGAAAAAUCAAUUUAUCAAUUGAUAAAUAAUGGAGAGGAUGAGGAUACGCAUAUUAAAAAGAAUCAAUGUCAUAUGAGAGCUUUAAAAGCAUGGCACCAAGAGCAUUGUGAUCAAAAUGAUCCUCUUAUUAUAAUAUUAACUGAUUUUGAAAGUAUUCCUGCUUCGGUAUUACAUGAUUUUAUUUUAAUCUUAAGUGCAUAUGCAAAUUCGAUGAAAUUUAUUCUUAUUUUUGGUGUUGCAACCACUUUAUUUGCCAUUCAUAGAUCUUUAACAUAUGAUGUUACAUCAAAGUUAAAUGUUCAAGUAUUUCAAACAAAAAAACAAAUUGACGUAUUAUCAGAUGUAUUAGAAAAUACUGUUUUUGAUACAAAUAUUCCAUUUAAGUUGACUGGACGCGCGUUUCAAUUAUUAACAGAUAUCUUUUUAUUUUAUGAUUUUUCUGUACAGAAUUUUUUUUUAAGUUAUAAGAUAUGUAUGAUACAACAUUUUUAUGCAAAUAAUGUAAAUUCUCUUUGUUGUCAACCGCACAAAAUAGAAAAUAGGAUAUCUUCAUUAACAGAUGAAGAUUUGAAUGAAAUUAAAAAAUUACCCUCUAUAGAAAAACAUAUUCAACAAUUGACAAAAAAAGGGAACAAAGAUGAAUUACUUGAAAACAGUAAAUUUAAGGAAAUAUUGAUCCAAGUUUUAAACAAUUUCCAUCAAUAUAUGCAUCGGUUUUUGUUAAUACUCAGAUGUUUGCACGAUUUCGUGUCGACAUUACCAAAUGCACCAAUGGGUAAACAGCUACGUGAAUUUUACACAACAGUGGUUUAUUUGAAUAAUCUGAAAGAAUCUCAAGAAUACAAAGAAUGUUUGCAAUUAUUGACCUUUUUAUCCAAGCAGGAACUGCUUUCAAAAUUGAACUCUUUAAUAGCAAUUAUCGCAAGUUCAAAAGAUUCAGAUAUGAUAAAAGUCAAAAAAGAUUUGCAGAGUUUUGAGAAAAGAAUUGAUGAAUCGAGUUUAGAAGUUGCAGAAAAACCUGUAGAUAUUGUUUCUACGGGUGAAAGACUCAGUCGACUUCAGUUGAAAGAGAAAUUGUUGAAAAUGUCUAAAACACACUCUAAAUCGCCUUAUAAAAUAGCACAGCAAGAUUUGAUCGAUUAUUUGGACCAGAAAAUAUUUUCUGUUUAUUUGGUUAAUCCUAAUUAUAUACCAGGAAAUGAGAUAUUUUGUUUCAACGAUGGCAAUUUAGCGAAGCAACAUAUUCGAGGAUCUUUGAGAUCUGCGAUUCAUACUGGACUAAACAAUCCACAAGUGUACUUAAACUGCGGGUGUUGCAAAUUGGAGAACGACGACGCCAUUCCGUCCACGCUGCCUGACCUCAGUAUAAUUUACAAGCUGCACUUGGAAUCCAGGAAACUGAUCAAUAUGUACGACUGGCUCCAGAAAAAUUAAAGCAAUACGAUCCUCGACAAACCAGUUCCUCGAACAAGACCACUUCUUCUAACCACAGAUUAUUAGAAUAUAUCAGACCAAUUAUCCAUCCUCGAAAUGGAUUGGACGAGUCAGUAAAGAGAAUGGACCGUGCUCCUAUUUGUCAACAUAAUUUCUUCCGUGAAUUGAGCCCUAAUCAGAUGUUAAACGAGCUUCUCUAAAACUUAGCCAAUAUGAUUAGACAAAUGAAUGGGUAUGAUAUGAAACCGUGAAACGAAGCAACAAAAUUUAAUUAUUUGAAAAUGUAAUCGAGAGUCAAGAGUCGUAGCUAACGUAGUUAUAUUUACGGGGAAAAUUUCAUUUCUUGAUCCACGUUGUUCGAAGCAAGGGAUCAGAACAAGGUAUACUUGAUUAUUUCACGGGGCAAGAUUAUAAGUGUUUGCCGUGACUUAAUUGACAUUUUCCAUGGAUCUUUAGCAAGAUUGCCUUCGACGUUCACUUAAAUGACUCGGGAGAUAGAUAGGCUAAUUUAAAUUUAAUUUGUGACAAAUUAUUAUUGGAAUAGAUGUUUCUAAAAUAUAAAAUUUGUUUAAGCAAUUCUAUCAUGGAAGAUGAGCAUGGAUGCUUGUAAAGUACGGAAUCAAAGUAGAAUUGUUUAAUUUAGGAUUCGUAGAAAUGAUAAUCCAUUGUUCUUCUUUUUUUUUUUUUUUUUACUUUGUCUUGCCAAGUUUAUGUUUGGAACUUCCAAUGCAAAAACUAUACUAUUGAAAGACAAAUGAAAUUUUUGAAUACAUCUUUGAUUUUAUCUUUGAUUUUAUAUUAAAUUUAUUCUACUUUUACUGUACAUAUAUAUAUCCCUCUGGUAGAUUCAAAUUCAGUCACAAGAGAUGUUUGGAAGAGAUAUCUUCAAAAUACAUUUGGGAUUAGUGUCAAAGUAGAAGAGAUCUAUUUCUACUUUGUAAGUCAAAUUUGGAUUUACUAUUUAAACUCAAUUUUCUUUUCUUUUCAUAGUAUUUGGUACAAAGAUAUGGAUUACUUUUAUCUAAAAAAAUCACUCGUUCCAUUUUUAGGCGAAAAUCUUAUUAAAAAUUAGUUCAAGUUAGCAAUUAGGUUAGGUUUCUAGGUCAAAGAAGGAACAAUGGAACGCCCUUGAAUCAAAAAGCUCUCAAAGUGUUAUUUUAGCAUCUAAUUCCACUCUAGUUUUUUAAUUGACAUUCACAAGAAAAUAAUUUACAAAA
Molecule: messenger RNA, 3192 nt
Organism: Apis mellifera (honey bee)
Lineage: Eukaryota; Metazoa; Arthropoda; Insecta; Hymenoptera; Apidae
Gene: Orc3
Product: origin recognition complex subunit 3
Exons: 13
Coding region: 149-1975 (608 amino acids)
Biological process (GO): DNA replication initiation; DNA replication
Cellular component (GO): nuclear pre-replicative complex; nuclear origin of replication recognition complex; DNA replication preinitiation complex
Molecular function (GO): DNA replication origin binding
Source: RefSeq, a predicted model, not a curated record